Molecule: messenger RNA, 834 nt
Organism: Prunus armeniaca (apricot)
Lineage: Eukaryota; Viridiplantae; Streptophyta; Magnoliopsida; Rosales; Rosaceae
Source: the annotation of a GenBank genome assembly
AUGAAGGGAGACCCCUCUAAAAGAGACACCAGCAAAUACUGCGCAUUCCAUGGGGAGCACGGUCAUUACACCAACAACUGCAACGCUUGGAAAAGGCACCUUGAGGAGCUAGUCAGGGAGGGCCAUUGCACAGAGUUCGUUGCAAAGAAGGCUAUCCAGCAGAUCGAGGAUCGUGAUGCAGCUGCCAAGGAACCUCCCCAAAAGGUCAUUCGAAUCAACACCAUUCUAGCCGACUCCCAAGAGUCCGGGCUGACCACCAAGGAGCGCAAGAGAAAGAUCGCUCAAGCAACUUAUGUCUCCCAAGUCACAACGGGAGUACCAGCCGUUGGGGAUACACCUAUCAUCGGCUUCCAGAAGAAUGACUUGAUCGGGCUUGACCUGCCACAUAAUGACGCCCUAGUCAUUUGCAUCCAAAUUGAACAAGCUGUGAUCGAGCGAGUUCAUGUAGAUGAGGGCAGCACAGCCAACAUCCUGCAACUAUCUGUUAUCCAACAGAUGGGGUUCGAGCCCAAGAUUAGCAAACUUGCCAGAUCGCUCACCAACUUCAAUGGGGCCACAUCAAUCACUGUUGGAACGAUCGACUUGGAUGUCCACUCACCCCCAGUGGUCUGCUCACAGACCUUCAUGGUCAUCGACGAGGUUUCCCCCUACAACGGAAUCUUGGGCCGACCGUGGAUCAGCAAGAUCGAGGCCAUCACAUCUGCUCUACAUCAGAAGAUCCGUUAUCCCAUCCUUGGGGCGGAAUCGGGCAGAUCAACAGUGACCAAGCCAUGGCAAGGAGAUGCACCGCCCAAGGGCUCAAGAAGAGCAAGCAGCUGCAGUUCACACCAGUAA